AUGGCAAAUCAGCUUAUUAGACCAGAUCCGUGGAACCAAUAUACCCGUGUUCGGUGGUUCGCAAGUUGCAUUCGAGUGCUAAAGAUGACUGGAUACGUGUGCACAUUUCUCAUCUUGUUGGCGACUAUAACAGGAACAGAACUUAAUGAGAAGCACAGUGACGGGCUAACCUUUCAGGUCAUUCGCAAUCCAGGUUGUAACAACGAUACGAGUUGCCCAAAAAAUGAAACAAAGCUGAUCCAGAUUAUCGCAAGGCACCCAAACACAACUUUUCACUUUCUUCUUCCCGGAUCCCAUCCCGACGCACCUCUUUCCAUUGUCAUGCUGGAAACCAAUACAAAACCAAGCAAACUUCAAGUGAACUGGACGCAAUUUCUCACCAGAAAUGGAAGUAUUUCAAAUUCCAUCUCCCUUAAUGGUACACAUACGUCCUAUGGGGUGAUUCUCUACGAGGACCGAUUUUCCUUUAUUUCAUCCAUCGGUGUGCAGUUUUGCACAUACUCCGACCUAAACGAUGAUGCGCGCUUGACCCCAACUGAUGUCCAGUCCCAGUGCCAUCACUUGCUUGGAAAGAAUCUGCUCUGGACCCUAACAGACAAUGCCGUAGGCAAAAAUCCUCCCAACUUUGUCUACACGGCCACAAAUUCGACUGAUUCCUUAGAUGGCCUAGGGAAGAUAGUCGUCAAUAUAUCCUUUCCAAGGGAAAAGUCAGAGUUUGCACAGAGGGACGUCUUGUCACUAGAACCAGGUAGCGGGAUGCUUUUUGACAUCACGAUUGACUCUGUCCAUGUACCGAAGCAGGGGAGGGUAGCAAUGAUCCUGCUGCCUUUCUCUCAAGACCCUUUACAGAUGGAAGAAGACUUCGUGGAGUCGCUGAGCCUAUCUGAGAAUAGAAGAGAAACUUUGUUCAACCUCCACCUUGGUCAGCGUCAACUCCUUCAAGAAUACGGGAAGCCUGACAUGCAAGUGAUGGCACCCAGAGUGUCCGGCCACACGCCAGCCUUCAUGCAGUGGACGACGACCUGCGAGGUUUCCAUGGCUGGUGUGGCUAAGAGAAGCGCGAUUGCCGGCCCCCGGAUGCAGAUUCCCUCAAAAAUGCAAAGCAAGUAUAGGUACUCCCUGCCCCUUGCAGUCUAUGGUGAUGCCUUCAGCCAGAAGCACAAUCCGGACCAAGUCAACAGGAGUGUGGGUGUGAGAUUGCAAGCUGUCUCAUUUGGCAGUCCACACGAUGGGUUCUAUGUGGCGACAAAUUUUGUUCGAUGGCGAGGUAUUCUGAGUAUGGGGGAGCCUAAGGAACCAUCUGACGAAAAAUUUGGGAGCCUCCUUGCUGUUGGAAUCGCCUUGUCCCUGAUGCUGCUAGCGAUGAUCUCAGUCACAGCAGGAAUUUUAAUGCACCGACGUUACAAGGCGACUGGAAGGGAAGGAGAAAACGAACCGCUUCUGCCGCCGGACGGCAAUAACAUAACUCGGUCCGUUAUUCCUCUUCCCCACUUCAGUGGUCGUCUCUGCCUCUUCCGCCGAAUUCCCUCACCUCAAAUGUCCCGCCGUGAUGAAGAGCCGGACAUUAACAUUUAA
Echinococcus granulosus is the source of this 1575-nucleotide messenger RNA. RefSeq lists its product as hypothetical. Gene Ontology annotation, cellular component: lysosome. The transcript is spliced from 6 exons. The record is from RefSeq and is a predicted model, not a curated record. Lineage: Eukaryota; Metazoa; Platyhelminthes; Cestoda; Cyclophyllidea; Taeniidae. Bases 1 to 1575 code for a protein of 524 amino acids.